AUGCGACGAAUAAACGUAGAUACUGUUGUUCCUCCUGUGCAGAUUUCCAAUUGCAUGAUUAUGACACAAGUGGAGACGGGAGACAAGAUACAAAAGUCAUCUACUGGCCAAGAUGUUGUGCGGUUUUUGAAGAGACAUUCUACGGAUCUUCUUCGGCGAUCAGAUACAAGUGUAGAUAAAGCUAGAGAAGCAUCGAAAGGACCAUCAAAAGAUAACGAAAAAGGGGAAGAAUCGUAUCCAUUCAAUCGACUUUCAUUUGAUGUUGGAGUGACAGAAAACAAAAACGGCCAUUAUAGACAGAGUAUGGAGGAUGUGCACACGUACGUGGCGAACUUUGCAGAAAGACUAGAUUGGGGUUACUUUGCGAUCUUUGAUGGACAUGCUGGAAAGCAGACAGCAAGAUGGUGUGGAUCUAAUUUGCAUAAUAUUCUUUAUGAUAAUAUUGUGAGUAAAGAGUCUUUGGAUUUGAGGGAGAACUUGAAUGAGGCUUUUCAAGAGGCUGAUAGUAAGAUUGGACAGCUGAAUGUUGCUGGAUCGAGUGGGUGCACCGCUGCUGUUGCUGUAUUACGAUGGGAGGAAGAGAUUGAGGAGGGAGAAAACGGGGAUGUUGAAGCUGAGGCAGAGGUUGAGCAGAAGGCCGAGCAGGAUGUUGAAGCUGAGGCUGAGGUUGAGCAGAAGACCGAGCAGGAUGUUGAAGCUGCGGCUGAGGUUGAAGAUGAGGCUGAGGGUGAAGAUGAGGCUGAGGGUGAAGAUGAGGCAGAAGAUGAGACCGAAACUGGGGAAACCCAGAAAGACUACAACACCCUCACACCAUUCGACUUUGUGCCCACAAAAAGACACAAACGAAUGCUCUAUACUGCCAAUGUGGGUGAUUCUAGAGUUGUUCUAUGCCGUAAUGGCACUGCCAAACGACUUUCAUAUGAUCACAAAUCUACAGACAUUUGGGAACAACAGAGAAUCGUUAACAGCGGAGGUAUUAUGCUAAAAAAUCGAGUCAAUGGGGUUUUGGCAGUGACACGAUCGCUUGGUGACUGCUAUAUGAAGAAUCUGGUGAUUGGAUCUCCUUAUACUACAGCAACAGAGCUCAAUUCAGAAGACGAGUUUCUGAUCUUGGCAUGCGAUGGAUUAUGGGAUGUGUGUACAGAUCAGGAAGCUGUGGAUAUGAUUAAAGGGGUGGAAGACCCAAAGAAGGCCAGCUCGAUUCUUUGCAAAUAUGCUUUGAACAAGAUUACUACGGACAAUAUUACGGUGAUGGUGGUGAAACUGGACACCAGGGUAUUCCAGUGUAAAGAUAAUGAAUAA
This is a messenger RNA of Brettanomyces nanus, 1302 nucleotides long. RefSeq lists its product as uncharacterized. The record is from RefSeq and is a predicted model, not a curated record. Gene Ontology annotation, molecular function: protein serine/threonine phosphatase activity; cation binding. Gene Ontology annotation, biological process: protein dephosphorylation. Bases 1 to 1302 code for a protein of 433 amino acids. Lineage: Eukaryota; Fungi; Ascomycota; Pichiomycetes; Pichiales; Pichiaceae. The transcript has 2 exons.